Amoebophrya sp. A120 is the source of this 8163-nucleotide messenger RNA. NCBI's taxonomy places the organism in Eukaryota, Dinophyceae, Syndiniales, Amoebophryaceae. The record is from the annotation of a GenBank genome assembly.
GCAUGCGCUGGCAAAAGUUGUGCCAGUGAGCUAUGGAAGCCUAUUGGCUUCACCCUUGAAAGAACUUGAUCAGUGUGUUCUUCGAUCGACUCGUUAUAUGAUAUGAUGCAACUACAUUGACCUUCGAAUCAAUGUAUACCAGCAAAAGUUUAAUUUAUCGGCUUCUCGGUUUCUUGACUCUGGGGACUACUACAUACUUUACACGUGGUCGGAGUCGUCGUAGUGUGGAUGAGAGACUGACGAGAGACCCGGGGAGACUUCGAAAAAAAUCGGAUGCUUCUCGUACAACUUCGUAGGGUCGUGCAAGUGACAAGAUUAGAUUUCUUCUUUCCUCAAAAGUUAUUUAACCGAAGUCUACUUCCGUACGCAAUAAACUACAUCCUGCAACUUCAUCUUGUAAUUUAUGAACAGCAGUAGAAGUAAGUCAAGCUCUAAGCAGUUGUUGCUAGAUUCCUCGUGAACGACGUUUGGAAGCAGAAGUACGUUACGAAAUCACCAAGAUGUUUUUCGCCCAAGGUGCGGAGAGCCAGCCGAUGAGAUCCCACAACGGACAGCAGCAACCUGCCGCACACCAACCCCAAUCAAAGCUGCCGAUGAACCCGCCGGUGCUACCGAACAAGAAACACCAGCACACUCUGAAUAUGACUAUCCCACAGAAAGACAGUACUAGCGAUGUUGUCAUGGUUCCUCGUUGCAACACAAAAAUAACCUGUAGCAUUUUCUUCAUCCAUUCUUCCCAGGGGACCAUCUACGGAGCAUGCCAGUAGGGGCCACGCCGCCCCCUUUCUUUUGCACUAAAAAAUCAAAAUGUAGUUGCGCGUGGGCCGCAGUCGUAGUUUCAUGUUGUUUGCUUUGCAAAUACAAGUACAAGAACACUGCUAGGGAUUUUCUGUGCGAUACUUCAGUUUCCGGCCACCGGUGAAGGGGAGAAGAAGCAGAAACAAGCCAUGCUGCUGCAGCCCGGGGGCGGCGGGAACAACGGACUUGUAUCUUCUGCAAAAGUAUUGUGCUGGGAGCAGCUAUUGCUAUCCCUAUCCUAAAACCGCAUGAGAAACAAGACCCACGCGUGGGGACAGGGUCCCCACGCUGGGGCCUUGUGCCCGUCCCUAGUGGCGCUAGUGGGGGAGGGGUGUUCGGCAUCGGGGCGGACGGCGUCCGCCCCUCGCCUCACACCAGGCGCGCGCAUAGUGGCUUAGUGCGCGAAGCGCUAGUGGGGGAGGGGUGUUCGGCAUCGGGGCGGACAGCGUCCGCCCCUCGCCUCACACCAGGCGCGCGCAUAGUGACUUAGUGCGCGAAGCGCUAGUGGCAAACGGAUGAAUUUGGUGCCCUGCAUUUUGCAAGACAAAACAAAAAUUGAAGCAAUUGAAAUAGCUCUGCGUGGCGGCAAACAAAUUCUCUAGCAUUGCGCCAAAAUUCAUUUCCCAUGAGUAACGCAGGGAAAAGCAAGCAGCUAUCCCCUGGAUCGGAUGCGCGUUGCAGAGAUAAGCCCUUUCCUAUUUUUGCAUGGCAGCGCAAAUAUUCCUUUCUCUGUAGAGGCAGUUUCUUUGCGUUUUUGCGCUUUUAUCUUUUUCAUUUUGAUUUUCUGUGUUGUUUUUUUUUUGCAGUUUUAUCUUUCCCAUUUUUCGUCGUGUCGCAAAUAUUUCGUUUUCGUGUUUAUUUCAUAAAAGACAGGGGCGUAGGCCGCGCUAGCCUUAGGGCUUAGGUCACCUGUCGCGGUUCACCUGUCAAGGUCACCUGUCAAGGUCACCUGUCAAGGUCACCUGUCGAGGUCACCUGUCGCCGGGGGUUUGCCGUACCAGAACCCAGAAGUCAAGCAAUGUAAAUAUUAAUCUGUACAAAAAGAAGAACGACCAGCAUUACAAAUACACUGAUUAUUGAUCCCAAAACCGCAUGAGAAAUCUGUACUACAUGAAGAACGACCUGCAUUACAAAUACACUUAUGGUUUGAUGCCCCUUCUGAGCAAAUUUGCAAUGCAAGAAUUGGUACUUGUACGAUACUAUUUGCAAUUUAUCCAGUGUUGACAACAUCGCGUCCAACUCGAAGGAAAACAAAUUAUCAAACGGAAAAAUCCCCCCUCCCCAUAUCGAAAUGGAAAUCUGUGAUGCAGGAUUUGAGGUCACAAAUCGACUUGUCAUGCUAGAAGGCCAAGAGCCGCAGUCGUGGUCUCGUUUGCAGGAAAUUUGUCAUGCUGUUUCCCACUCUCAGCUGCCUCCUAUCAUGCUGAAGAUGCAAGGCUCCCCCACGCCACCCAGCACUACAGUCCGCAUCUUUUCCCGUGUAGCAUGACAAAGCUGAUUUGUGACAACAAAUCUGCAUCACAGAUUUCCGCUUUGAUAUGGGGAGGGGGGAUUUUUCCUUUUGAUACAAAUCCGCCCCUGACCAGACGGCAUGGGAGACCCUCGGUGCGGACUACACCCGGGCAGAUGCCGCGGCGACUGAUAUCCAAUACCAAUCGCCGCAGCAUCAAGCGCUAGCGCUGCUGAAGAUGCUGCGAGACUCCCGCACAAGUGCGAUCGUGCGCGCAAAGGAAAUAUCCCGUGUAUAAAACGUGCCCAACCCAGACAAGUCGUCGCUCACGCAGAUUUGCACGCUGAAGGCACCUUGCAUGCGCAGCCCCAACUACCACUACAUGAGGACCACCAUUUUCUAACUUAAUAUUGUUUUCGAAUUUAGUGUCACGCUACAUUUACCAUACGGUUCAAGAUUUGUGAUGCGGCUUCUCGAGCGCAGCACGAUUACGAUAUUUUCAGGCAGGGACGUUUUCGCACAGGAUGGGAUUGCAAGGAGAAGGCUUCCACCGCGAAAGAGGCACAAAUCCGUGCAGGUGAAAAAGAGCAGGAGGCAAAAGAGAGACUGUCGCGGCUGGAGCGCGAGCUGGACCAGAAGCAACAAGAGGCGGACCAGGCGUAUGGGGUUCUCAAACGUUACACUCUCAACUGCUUCAUGGAUUUGUCAUGCAAAUUUGCACUGAGUAGCUAUAUGACCUUGAUCAGGCUGCUUCGUAUGACAGGGUCGCGACUCGCUAAAUAGUAUUCGAAUCUAGCCCAAGUCUGUAAUGCAAAACGCUCAAUCUCCGCCCUUUCAAUUUUGCCACUCUUGCAUUACCAAUUCAUGUACUUAACAGUUGCAAACGUAACAUUUGAAAACUCCAUAAUGUGUACCAGAGGGCUGUCCGCGCUAUCCAAGAAAAAUGCAGAUCCAUGCCAGAAAAAAAAAACUUGUGUUGCGGAUCCUGUCGCUGUCACCAUGAAAAUGUAUGAAACUUCGUAUGAAAUAUAGACGUACACGAAUGCAUUAUCUUCCAAUACGCGAUGCAAGUUCCGAUCGUGGAGACCAAAGUCUCCUGUACUUGUAGCUCGCGUCAUUGAGUAGAGAUUGACGAGGCACGAUAACUACUAAAGUUGUCAUGCUGAUGAACAGCGAAACAGAUGAGCUUUUUUGUGAUGUUACCGAAAACCCCCGCAUCGCAAAUCGAUACUUUUUUUCAGUGAAGGUCUGCGUUUCGUCUGCUGAAUACCUGCCGCCGAGCUGCAGCGCGAGCGCGACCUGCGAAGGAUCGAAAAAGCCCUCGGGCCGCAGAUGGCCGAAGCGCAAGAGCACAUAGCGUCGUACAAGCAACAGAAGAGAAAACAGGGCGAAGAUUAUCCUGUGGAAAAACGCUAUUGUUCCCCCGACUUUUUUCACGUUUAGAAGUUGGCAACACAAAUGCAGAAGUUUUGGGAAGAAUGUAAAUGCAUCCCAAGCUAUUUCUCUCAGACGCAUGAAGAAGCUCCUGCUAGAUCUCUUCUUUGUAGGAUCAAGAUUUGCACCGAGAGACGAGUAGAAAUGCCUCUUCCGGGGAUGCGCAUCACAAGCGCUUACACUAUCCCGUAGAUGCAGAUCAGCAUGACAAAUUGGUGGGAGCGGACGUUUUUACUGAGGAUAAAGAGGAAGCGCGCCUGGAACUAGAGGCCAAAGACGUGGCAAGCAGAAUCGUAGAUAUCAACAGAAAAAAACUCUGGCUCUGGAUUUGUCUUGCUACGGCUUGUCGUUCAGCAUUUGUAUGGCCCAGAAGCGAAGAUUUGGAGUGCGGGCUACAGCGUCACAAGUUUCCACCGGCGCACUUUGCGAUGCGUCGGCGAAUCUCUUUUGUUGCUCAUGCAAUACAGGUUUCUUCCUUGUCGUCCAGAGCUCGCAUGACAAACUCGACCUACCAGAUCGUCCAGAUGUAUUUGCAAUCCAUAGGGCAGUACGACGCGCAAAUAACGGCGCAAGAGCGGAAAUAUAAGGCCGCGUUUGGCGAUGGAGACAGAUAUCACGAAGAAAGACCAGGAAGCACGUGCUUGAUUCAUCUCCGAGCCUUUUUGUCAUGGCGCAGAUUUGUUCUUCUGCAUAAAUGUCGUGAAAGUGAACUUUUGAUUAUUUUAAUCUGCAGCGGUUCGUCCCGAUAGUACUGUGAAGCUCGAAGUAGAGGAUGACGAAGAAAAGAGCAGAAGCGCGCCUCCGUGUUAUUCCUCCAUACUCCCACAAUGCAACUGCUGGCUAUUCAUCUGAAAGAUGCUAGCAUAAGUGGCAGCCUACCGUUAUUUUUAGUGCUGCACUGAGAAGUCUGUAGCAAAAUCAUCCAUAAUGCUGUGUGAUGAAUGAUGUUUUCGAUGCUCUCAUCUACGACCCAAGCAACGAGACAUGGGGUUUGACUGCUUUUUUCGUUCUUCGUAAUUCACCAAGAACCAAACUUGCAUGACAGAUUAGCCUGUGCUAGAAUUUUUCAGGCUGAUAAUCCCCAAACUCGCGCAGAAAAACCGGGAUUUGGGGUGGCAGAUUGGUAAGGAAGAUUCUCUUUUCUAGUGCAAAGGAGAACAAGGCUGUCAUGCAGAUAUUCUUGAAGCAAGUUUCAACAUUUCAGUCUUUAAUUUGCGCAUUGUUGUCUCCCCUGCAUCGAUCUAGGUACCAGUAAGCAGGGAUGAAUUUUUCUUCAGUUGAUCCAUCUGGAUUCGGAGAAGUAACUGUCCCAAACAAUGCAGGUGCGCAUGGCGAUUUCAACAACGAAGCAGCGAACGGGUAUGGUUCUGCGAAUGGUAGUACCGAUAUGAAAAACAAAAUGCUGGCUCGUGACCAAUCACGGAGGGUGGAAUCUUUCAUGUGCAUGCACCACACAGAUGUAGUCUGUCCACCAUGAGGUCAGAGAUGAAGAAUAAGUACUCAUUCUAGAGCAGGGAGGCCGAUUUAUUAUUAGCGGUUCUUUAUUGCCGAUGUUGGCAGUGUCAGAUGGGAGCAAGAAGAGCUCUAUCGUACUUAUUCUUGGGAUUGGGUCUCCAAUCCAGUGCAGCUGGUGGUCGCCGCCCCCGGACACAAGCAUGCAAUACGAAAAAGAACAAAGCCUGUUCAGAAAUACAUCUCGUCUUCAACGUAGGUUUGUCAUGCAGCUUGUCCAGCAUGACUACGCAUUCAUCCUGCUCCACGGGUGAGUAAACCGAGUUUUUGUUCAUGCGAAAAUUUUUGAAGCUGCUGCAGAGUCGCAGCUAGAAUACUUAAUCUGGUUAUUUAUACGAAACUUACUUCAAGACAGCAUCACAAAUCUUCACGACGAGAAGGCACUUCUACUAGGCUAAUUUUCCCACUAUAGGUCGGUCUUGAAUGUUAUAACCGGCGGGGGUGGCUCGACGAACAACACAUCUGGCCGUGCGGGGGGUCGCGACGGUAGUGUACCAAACAGAAAAAAACUCUGUUGUGACAUCGAGGGAAAAAAACGCAACCUUCAUAAUUCUGUUCCUGGCAUAGAGGACUUCUACUACUUGUAGUCCCAGAAAAAGUAGAUGUGAGGUAGUACUACAAUCGUCCGUACCACUAGCACACAGGUUUUUUUUCCGUGGACAACCACCAGGCAAGCAGGGGAAAAAGGACAAGGACGGACUCGUAUCCGGAGCAAUAAAAUCACCCUUAAUGAACCUUGUGUCUCUUUUUCGUGCUCAUUGCCGUGUUUCAGAGCAAAGGAUUUUGUAAUGCGCAAAGGAAUUUGUAAUGCGCAAAUAAUCAUGGCCAGGUCUUGCGUUUGUUUGAUGCACCACUCCAAAAAAGUGCGGGGGGUGAUUUUCUUCAGGAUAUCAAGAUCCCGAAAUGAAAUAUUACGAUGCGGAUUCUGGUACAAUAAGAUUAUAGAUGAAAUGUUGAUGGUAGCACGUCCCAUAUGAAAGGACAAGCCGGACGGCACUACUAAAGAAAUUGAAAUUGUCAUGCUUCCUGCAUCAAAAAAUUCGUGAUGCUUCUUGAAGAUGAUAAGCUUUUUAGCGACAAUGAAAACGGAGUACUUGAAGAAACCGAAAUUCAGGUAACGAGGAAGCGGGUGAUGGUCUGUCGCAGACCUCGGGUGCAAUAUGGAACUCUCAAACGUUACAGGAUGGCCAGCUGUUGCAUCGCUAAUUUGUGAUGCAAGAACAGCAAAAGUAAAAGAGAGAACAGGAGCUAGUACAAAGUAAAAGAGGAUCAUGCGAAAUCUGUAACGCGUCUUGCAUUACAGAUUUCGCAACAAGGGUUUCCAUGCGCCGCAUGAGAGACUUGUCAUGCGAAGUACCUUGAUCGUGCGGGGGGCGAUAGCGAAUAUGCAGCAUGACAAAUGAUGUCGCAGCUGUUAAAGCAGUCUGUUAAGCAUGACAAAUGAUGUAGCAGCUGACAGUCGUGUAACGUCUGAGAACUCUAUACUAAGCAAAGAAAAGAAAAACGAACUCUAUAUGCGGGACGAGCACAUUUGCUUAUUUGAUUGCAAAAAUGUCUGGGUCUUGAAAGAAUGAAACUUGUCAUGCUGAAUCUGGAUCGUGCCAAAAAUUUGUGUUGCAUGAUUACCAACAAAUGUCCACUUUCGGACAAGUUCAGAGGCAGUUUCUCAUGCACGAUAGGCAUGAUAAAGGUCAUCUCAUAGAAUCUGUCAUGCUGGGUCCCACGUGCCAGACUUCAUGGGUGAUGCAAAAUCUGCAUGACAAACUCCUCCAUUCUUCCAGACCCAGACUACAUAGUUGCAUUUGAUACCAGCAACCUAUUCAACCGCGGCAAUCCGUCGUCCCAGCAGGCAGUGCCGGCAAACAGCAGCCGGUUGCAGCAGGAGACCCAGAUGAACCACAACAAUCGGUUGCCCCAAGCGGCGCUCUUCACCAACCAGGUGGACCACACGGAAAGCUUGUGGGGCCAGUCCGACCCUAUGCCACGGGAAACUACUUCUACACGACCGACACCAGUCUCAUGAGGAAGAAGUAGAGAUAGUAAUUUGCAUCUAAAUCUACUACACAGCGCGAAUAAAAGUCAAAGUGGAGAGAACCUCACUGAAUAAUUUUCCCGCGUCCGGCAUGACAGAUUUCCGGAUCUUGCUGUUCUGCAGAGGUAAUGAAUAAUUGGACUGCUCUAAAAUGGAUUGGUCGUGUAGUUUUCCGAAUGAUAACGUGGUUUCGGCAGCAGGAAGGGCGGUCCUUCUAUUAAGCUGACGGGCGGAUGAGCCGAGGAGAUUUCUGUGUUGUUGAGAUCAAUUAUAGUAUUCAAUUAUGGUGCGACAUCGAACAAACCUUUUACUUCCACCUACUACAACUCUUGUUCUCAUUGUCAGGCAGUCCUCGUGGAGAGGCGCUUGGCGCCGUCUGGUGGCUGCGUUUCAGCUUGUUUACAGAACCAGCACCGACGGAAAAAAAAAUCUUGAACGUGCAAUAACAAAUCGAAUCUACUUCUAAACAGCUUGCUUGCUUGGUACUACACAGCUUACUACUUACUUCUACAACUGAAAAAAAAGUGUCUCCCUCGGCUGCAUGGCGUAGCAUCUACGCAUGCGGAUGCAAAGGGGGCGGAAAGACCAAAAGUGUGUACAAUAUGGUGAAGGAUGUUUUUCAACUACAACUAGUAUCAUCUAAUCUUCUAGCAAUCUAUGCUUUGAUUUUACUGUACCAAAAUGAAUGUAUUAAAGUAGCUCUUGAUUGAAGGAGCUAUUGAAGAGAAAAAACCACCUCUGACUAGCAGCGAAGCUGUAAAAACGGCGUGGUAUGAUCUCUAGACGAAAAAAGGAAGGUUUCACAGGGCACGGGCAGAAAACCUGCUCUACAACUGCGAACCAAUUGUACAAUGCUGACAAGAAAAUCGUAUCGACCAAGGAUUUUUAGAGGCACGUCAAAUGUAUAGAAAAAGACAACUGCGCAGUAGAACCGAUG